AUGUUGUCAUUAAGAACAGCUCUGCGAGGGGCUACCAGCAUCCGCUCCUUUUCGACAUCGCGCGUGCUGCGGUCCGAGGAGCUGUCAUAUCAGAUCUUCGGUCCCGAAAAUGAACAGGCCGUUCGAAGCCCGAUUCUCUUCUUGCAUGGGCUGUUCGGGUCGAAGCAGAAUAAUCGGAGUAUCAGUCGAGCCCUUGCACGUGAUCUGAAGCGUCAAAUAUACACACUGGAUCUUCGGAAUCAUGGACACUCAUUCCAUGCCGCAGAGCACAACUAUACCGUUAUGGCCGAGGACGUUGAGAAGUUCAUCGACCAGCAGAAGCUAGAUAAAUGUGUGUUGAUUGGACAUUCGAUGGGCGCGAAAACGGCGAUGGCCGUUGCUCUGCGAUCUCCCAGCCGCGUAUCGGGUCUUAUACCAGUCGACAAUGCACCCGUUAACGCCCGACUACAGAGCGACUUUGGGAAAUAUGUUCGGGGCAUGCAGCAUGUCGAGGCAGAAAAGGUGACGAAGCAGUCGGAUGCGGAUAAGAUUCUGCAGGGUUACGAAGAGGCCCUCCCCAUUCGUCAAUUCCUUCUGACCAACCUGAUCCGGUCAGACGAUCAGACGAUGAAAUUCCGUGUCCCGUUGUCGACCUUGGGGGCUUCGCUUGAAGACAUGGCUGACUUCCCAUUCCGAGAACCGGGUGCUGUAACAUAUGACGGGCCAACCCUUGUUGUUCGGGGCAUCAAGAGCAGAUACGUCUCGGACGACUCGCUUCCCGCCAUCAAGAAAUUCUUUCCUAAGUCUGAAGUCGUGGAUGUCGAGGCUGGGCAUUGGCUCAUCUCGGAAAACCCUGAGGCGUUCCGACAGGUGGCUGUUAAAUUCUUACAAAACACGCCAUAA
Messenger RNA from Aspergillus chevalieri, 882 nucleotides. Its product is annotated as putative alpha/beta hydrolase. The record is from RefSeq and is a predicted model, not a curated record. The coding region runs from base 1 to 882 and encodes 293 amino acids. Gene Ontology annotation, cellular component: mitochondrion. Lineage: Eukaryota; Fungi; Ascomycota; Eurotiomycetes; Eurotiales; Aspergillaceae. The transcript has 5 exons.